Messenger RNA from Microthlaspi erraticum, 717 nucleotides. Lineage: Eukaryota; Viridiplantae; Streptophyta; Magnoliopsida; Brassicales; Brassicaceae. The record is from the annotation of a GenBank genome assembly.
AUGGAUAAUAGAUCACCAAGAUCAAGAGAAAUCUUGGGACCGAGACCGAAUCCAUUAAGAAUAUGUAAAGAUUCUCACAAGAUCACCAAGAAGCCACCACUAGCGCCGCAGCUGCUGCCACGGCAACUGCCACAGCCACCGGAGCUCCACCAUCAAGAACCAUCGCAGCCACCGCCGCCAAGUGGUCCGGUGAUCAUAUACACCGUUUCGCCCAAGAUAAUCCAUACACACCCAAAUAACUUCAUGACAUUGGUUCAACGGCUCACAGGCAAAACCUCUACCUCCACUUCAUCCUCUUCUCCAUACACGUCAGCCCCAAUAGACAUGUCAGCAUCAAAUGACACGUCAGCAACGAUGGAUACAUCCUGUGGCUCUAUAUCUCCGGCGGCUCGGUAUGCUGCUAUGGAGAGGGCUAAUGCCUCGAACGAGUUACUAGGGUUUGUGGGUGACGUAGAGACCACGAAUCAGUAUUAUCAUCAUCAUCAUCAGAAUCGAGCGACGCAAGGGCCAAAUUUUUAUCCUGCUGGUAUUUUAUCGCCAGGACCCACUUCUCUGCCAUCGAUAUCACCGGACUUCUUUUCUCCGGUUGGACAGACGACCGAUCCACAAGGUUUGUCGUCGUUCUUCAAUGACUUUAACUCUAUCCUACAGACUAGUCCUUCGAAGAUCCCGUCUCCUUCUUCCAUGGACCUUUUCAACAAUUUCUUUGAUUCUUGA